GCCGCCGCUACAACGCUCCACAACCAGUCCCCUCCCCCUCCGUCGGCCCUCUCCCAGUCUUUCUCGACGCCCGCGCGCGUCAAUUCCACAACUACCGCCAGAAUGGUGCACUCUAAAGUCGUUAUCAUCGGCUCCGGCCCUGGCGCACACACUGCCGCCGUCUACCUUUCCCGUGCUGAGCUCAAGCCCGUCUUGUACGAGGGUAUGCUCGCCAACGGUACCGCCGCCGGUGGCCAAUUGACCACCACCACUGAUGUCGAGAACUUCCCCGGUUUCCCCGAUGGUGUGGGUGGUGCCGAGCUGAUGGACAAGAUGCGCGCCCAGUCUGCGCGCUUCGGCACUGAGAUCAUCACUGAGACUAUCUCUCGUCUGGAUCUCUCCGAGAAGCCCUUUAAGAUGUGGACCGAGUGGUCUGAUGGCCCCAACGACGCCCCUGCCCGUACUGCCGACGCCGUUAUCAUUGCCACUGGUGCUAACGCCCGUCGUCUGAACCUGCCCGGUGAGGAGAAGUACUGGCAGAACGGUAUCAGUGCCUGCGCUGUGUGCGAUGGUGCUGUUCCUAUCUUCCGUAACAAGCCCCUCUACGUUAUCGGUGGUGGUGACUCCGCCGCCGAGGAGGCUAUGUUCUUGGCCAAGUACGGUUCUCACGUUACCGUCCUUGUCCGUCGUGACAAACUGCGUGCCAGUAACAUCAUGGCUGAGCGUCUGCUGGCUCACCCCAAGUGUACCGUUCGCUUCAACACCGUUGCCACUGAGGUCAUUGGUGAGUCUAAGCCUAACGGCCUGAUGUCCCACCUCCGUGUCAAGGACACUGUUACCGGCGCCGAGGAGAUCGUUGACGCCAACGGUCUGUUCUAUGCUGUUGGUCACGACCCCGCCAGCGGCCUCGUCAAGGGCCAGAUCGACUUGGAUGAGGAACAGUACAUUAUCACCAAGCCCGGUACCAGCUACACCAGCCUCGAGGGUGUCUUCGCCUGUGGUGAUGUUCAGGACAAGCGCUACCGCCAGGCCAUUACCAGUGCCGGCUCUGGCUGUGUUGCCGCUCUCGAUACCGAGAAGUACCUCUCCGAACUCGGCGAUGUUCCCCAGCCCAAGGAGAAGAUCUAA
Molecule: messenger RNA, 1107 nt
Organism: Penicillium longicatenatum
Lineage: Eukaryota; Fungi; Ascomycota; Eurotiomycetes; Eurotiales; Aspergillaceae
Gene: trr1
Product: thioredoxin-disulfide reductase TRR1
Exons: 2
Coding region: 103-1107 (334 amino acids)
Biological process (GO): removal of superoxide radicals
Cellular component (GO): cytoplasm
Molecular function (GO): thioredoxin-disulfide reductase (NADPH) activity
Source: RefSeq, a predicted model, not a curated record